AUGGCAAAGUCAUCAACAGUGGUGAAAGCGCCGCGGAAGCAAGGCUUCAACCGAUCAGGCCACAGUAUGAACCCAGAGCGUUCAACGAAAGACCUGAAAGGUGUCGCCAAGCCGCGUUCAAAAGGGACAAUAAAGCGAUUGCAGAUGUAUCGAUGUCAAAAAGCCAAAAGAGAUCGUUCAGGUAAAAUAAUAACUCCAGCUCCAUUCCAGGGUUGGAACAAAUCAGGAACCAUGUCUAGAGUCGAGCCAUCACCUCGUUGGUUCGGUAACUCCCGUGUGAUUUCCCAAAACGCGUUGCAGAAAUUCCAGAGCGAAUUAGGCGCCGUGAUGAAGAACCCUUAUCAAGUAGUAAUGAAACCUACGCAAUUGCCUAUAACUCUGUUAGAGCAGAAAGCCGCUCAAGAGCGUUGCCACAUAUUGGACACGGAGAGUUUCCACACGGUGUUUGGUCCCAAAAAGCAGAGGAAACGCCCAAAUUUACCUGUAUCGUCCUACGAUGAGAUGCAGAAGCUAGUAGAGGAGAGGGAGGAAAAAUACGACAAAGAAAAGGACAAGAAGGACUUUGACCUCAUAAGACCCGAUGAUGGGAUUCGAGAUGCCCAACGUGAUUGGGUUAUGGGCGCAGGUCAAAGCAAAAGAAUUUGGAAUGAAUUAUACAAGGUGAUAGAUUCAUCCGAUGUUAUUUUACAAGUUUUGGAUGCGCGCGAUCCCUUGGGCACUCGAUCUCCACCUGUGGAAAAAUUCCUCAAGACCGAUAAGCCUCACAAGCAUUUAAUUUUCAUCCUUAAUAAGGUAGACUUGGUGCCAACUUGGGUUACACAAAAGUGGGUUAAAAUCCUGAGCAAGGAAUACCCAACUGUUGCGUUCCACGCCUCGCUAACCCACCCCUUUGGCAAAGGCUCGCUGAUAAAUCUGCUCAGGCAGUUCUCUAAAUUGCACAUUGAUAAACAGCAGAUAAGUGUUGGGUUCAUUGGGUAUCCCAACACCGGAAAAAGCUCGAUAAUAAACACCCUGAGGUCGAAAAAUGUAUGCAAAGUCGCGCCAAUUGCAGGAGAGACAAAAGUUUGGCAGUAUAUUACUCUGAUGAAGAGAAUUUAUCUGAUAGAUUGUCCUGGAGUGGUUUAUCCCUCUGCGGAAACUGAUACUGAGAAGGUUCUCAAGGGAGUUGUCAGGGUUGAAUUGGUUACGAAUCCUGAAGAUUAUGUCGAGGCUGUUUUGGAACGCGUCAAGCCUGAGUAUAUGCAACGGACGUAUAAAAUUGACGAGUGGUCGGACCAUAAUGACUUUUUGGAGAAACUGGCAAACAAAUGUGGGAAAUUAUUGAAAAAAGGCGAGCCUAAUAUUAACGUUGUUGCCCGCAUGGUGUUGAACGAUUGGCAGCGUGGAAAGUUGCCGUACUUUGUCACUCCCACAGCUGCAACUGAACAACAAGAGUUGCAACAGCAGGAGCUCGAAAAGACAUGUGAGCCAAUUGGGGAAGAAAGUAAUGGAAAUACUGAGGCUCAGAUCAAUGCUGAUACCGAAAGCCAAUCGGGUAUUUCGGAUGUGUCUAAAGAUAAAAACUCUGUGGGUGAUGCGGAGCCAACAGCUGCUAAAGAGAAAUUACAGCCCUCUGUCUUGCAGGACUUUAGGAAAAUUCGCGUAGCUCUUAGUUAUGUUGGGGAGGACAACCAAAAGCUUGAUAUAAGUAAUGGUGAGUUGGGUAAAGGUGAUUCCGUGAGCGAGUUGAGCUACUUGCAAACUCCCGCGGGGUCUGGGGAUGAAGAUGAUGGUGAUGAUGGUGAUGAUGGUGAUGAUGAUGGAGAUGGAGAUGGAGAUGUGGAGAAGAAGGAGGAGAAGUUGGAGCCAGUUCUUGGCAAGGAUGACAAUAAGAUGUCAGAAAUUGACGAAGGGACUGUUGAACUAGAGGACAAUCUGAUGCAAAGUGUUUUUGAUGUUGUCUCUGAAAAGGACGACUCCAGUGAGGACGAAAUUCCCAAAAGUAAUAAGAAAACUAGUACUACUAAGUGUUCAACUGCUAGCGGGGCUUUCCAAGUUUCUUCGCUUGGAACUGAAGACAAGAGCAACAGUUUGACGAGCAAGCAACGACGGGGAAUUGAACGUCAGCAAAAGCGCAAGAAAAUUGGCAGUAACUUUUAUGAAGUUGCUAAUGUCAAAAAUCGCAGGCAUAGGAGAGUUCAGAAAGUUUAA
This is a messenger RNA of Cotesia congregata, 2190 nucleotides long. The record is from the annotation of a GenBank genome assembly. NCBI's taxonomy places the organism in Eukaryota, Metazoa, Arthropoda, Insecta, Hymenoptera, Braconidae.